Messenger RNA from Magnolia sinica, 3369 nucleotides. RefSeq lists its product as uncharacterized. The coding region runs from base 449 to 3109 and encodes 886 amino acids. NCBI's taxonomy places the organism in Eukaryota, Viridiplantae, Streptophyta, Magnoliopsida, Magnoliales, Magnoliaceae. The transcript has 6 exons. The record is from RefSeq and is a predicted model, not a curated record.
AAAAAUAAAAAAGAAAAAGAAAAAGGAAAAGAGAAGAAUAGAAAGAGAAAAGCUUCCGCUUUCUUUCCAGCCAUGGAUUCUACUCCUCUUUCAAAAAGCUCCUCCUUUCUUCCAUUUCUAGGUUUUCAAUCGAAAAACCCUAGCUUUAAAUCUCUUUCCCUUUCUCACUCCCAUCAUUCCUCCAACCAGACUUCUUUUGAUUUCGGCCGAUUUUCAUAUUCUCCUUCAAUCUACCUUCCAAUUCGUGGGCACGAACUCCAGCUGUUUGAUGAAUUGCUUCAAUGGUCAUAUUCGAAAUUUCUCUUAACCGUGAUCGGACUUCGAGUUUGGUUACCAGCUGGGACUUGGUUGUGCUUAUGUCAGAAUGAACAAUUCAGAUUGUCAUUGGAGAACACAUAAAUGUAUUAAACAAGGCAAAUAGAGUUUUUGGAAAGUCUCAUCCAAGUCCAUGGGAGGCAUAUUACAUCUUUUUGACUUCAAUCAAGCUAGCACAUCCCGGAAAUUGUUGACACACAAGAGGCAUGCUGGUGGCCUGGAAGCUCCACGAAAUAGCUUGGAGCUGCCUAUAGAGACAUUGCAGAGCUAUCACACCAUUCACGAAAACAUACCGUAUUCAUAUCAAGUGAAGCAGCAUUCAUCUAAAAACAAGUUUUAUCCAAGUGGAAUCCCCAUGAAAAAGUUGAUUGACGAGGAGGUGUCCAAACAAACCGAUAGCAGGCGCAAUGUCCCCAGCGUUGUUGCCCGUCUGAUGGGGGUGGAUACGUUACCGUCAGAUGUAAAACCAGUGGUCUAUGCAAAGGAAAAAAAGAACGAAAAUGCAAGGAACAAACAGGCUGAAAAUGGUUCAGCUCACUUUAGUCCACUCAUCUCAAAACCUGCCAAGCAAUCAAAACAAGAUUUUCUACUCCCCAGCAACAAACAGGUUCCUGAAAAAUUCAAUGACCGCCUUAAGUUCACAAGACCACAGCAUCGGGAACAUCCCCAAGAGGAGCAACUACAGAAAUUCAAGAAGGAAUUUGAAGCAUGGCAAGCAUCCAAGGUCUGGGAACAUUCAAGGAGUGUUGAACUGGGAAAUAAUCCUAGAAAAUGGAAAUAUAACCAAACCCUCGCACAAGAAAGUCUCAACAAGGAAAAGAUGGUGCGACAUGCAGAUGCUAAGAGAAACCCAGCAGAUGGAAAGCCGAUAGAACCCAUGGAUUAUACUUCGCCAACUACAUCAAAAACAAGCACAGAACAACUAGGUGGUUUACGAAAUCACAGAUAUAAGAGUAAGGAAGUCAUGACUUUAAGGAACAGGAGCAAAAGUUGUGACUUUGAGGAGUUCCCCAAAAUGAAUUGUGAUGAGAAAUUUGGAAGAUCCUCCAUACCCACGAGGAUAGUGAUCUUGAAGCCUGGUCCUGAAAGGACCGACGAUCCCGAAGAGUCCUGGGUCGGCUCAUCAGAGAUAGUUGAAGAGGAAGGUAGUAUUGAAGAUUUUCUUGAGGAGGUGAAGGAAAAACUCAGAUUGGAAAUAGAAGGGAACAUUAGGAAGGAUACAACAGUAGGAGGGAUGAGAAUCGAGACUCCUUCCAGGGAAAGGCCAACAGACCCAAAAGAAAUCGCUCGACAUAUAGCAAAACAAGUCAGAGAAAGUGUUACUAGGGACCUUGGGAUGAAUUUGCUGCGGUCGGAAUCCACCAGAUCAUAUCGCAGUGAAGUUCAACUCAAUGGGCCAGGCUCCCCUGAGUUCAUUGACAAAGAUACAAGGAAAUUCUUAUCAGAACGGCUUAGGAACAUCCUAAGAGAUGAAGGGGAUGUGGACAUUCCCAUGGUUAUCAGUGGCAGCUUGAAAAAUCCUGCAUUAGACAGGGAAGGAGGAAGACUUAGAUCAAUGGCUUAUGCUGCUCAGACUGGGAAAAAGACGAGCUACUGGGGAAACAUGAGAGACGAGCCUGGAACAACAAAAACCAGAUCUUUCAGACAUGAGAAGAAGAAUGAUCAUGCAUUCAAUACUGGAGAAGUAUCCCCAAGGAACCUUAUCAGAUCUUUGUCAGCUCCAGUGUCAGGGACAUCCUUUGGGAAGCUUCUACUAGAGGAGCCACACGUUUUAACGGGAGCCCACAUCAGAAGGAAGCAUGAAGCUGCAGAAAAUGUUUCAGUGGAAGUGAGAAAAACCAGGAAAGACAGGUUUAGUUUCAGAGGGAAAGUUUCCAGUUUGAGAUAUAGUUUAACUCUCAGGGGCAGAUUAUUCGGCAAGAAGAUUCCAUUGGUGGAGGAAUCAGGAGCAAACGAAUCUGAUUUUGUGAAGGCUUUCAUGACUGCACCAUCAGUUCUGAUGAAUUUGGGUGCUGUUCAGGAGAACUCAACUGAGGUGCCACCCAGCCCUGCGUCAUUGUGUAGCAGCCCACAUGAGGAGUAUGCUAUGCAGGGAGAGCAACGAUGCCCAGUCUCCGCAUUGGAUGUACCUUUUGUUGAAGAUAACCCUGUUCCACAGAUCUUCAGAGAGAUCAACUCUAACCUUCAAGAGCUGAAGAAACAGUUAAAUGACCUUCAGUCGGAUGCACCCCAAGAAGCAGCGAUCGAAGAGGAUCCUUUGGAGGUUGAAGUAGUAGGUUUAGAGUGCCAAGCACAAGUUUAUAUAAGAGAUAUCCUCGUUGUUUCCGGCUUGUAUGAUGGUUCAUCUACACUAGCAGAGCCAAUUGAUUGCUGUGUGUUUGAGGAAGUAGAAGCAGCUUACAAGAGACGUGGCAAGGAGGGUGAAGGGGCUGCCAAAGGCAAUGAUGAGAGCAAGGUGGGCCACAAAGUGUUAUUUGAUUUGUUAAAUGAAGUAAUAUCAACUAUACUAGCAUCUCCUGUAAGCAAGUCUAGAUUCAUGAGAGGAGUCCUGGGCUCAACCAUGGCGAUGCCACUUGGGAAGAAAUUGUUGGAUGAUGUAUGGAGGAUGAUGCACGUUUAUAUAUAUACUUUGGAGAAUCGAUGUCAAUCACUUGAUGACAUGGCUGCCGACGACAUGGCACGGGUGCCUUGGUUAGGUACGAUGCAUUAUGAAGUCGAUGCAAUUGGAAGAGAGUUGGAGUGGAUGAUUGUGGGGGAGUUAGUUGAUGAAGUUUUGAGAGAGAUGUGUCAUUAAUAAUUCAGUGGCGUGUAUUAGUUUUGUGCAAGGGUGAUUAUUGUUUGGCAGCAGUUUGAGGAACAUUAUGAUGGAUGGAUGCAGAUGCUGAUGAGCGAUGUAGAUUUCGAGGUUGGUGUUUAUAAGGAACGUUGAAUGAUGUACAGGAAUGCCACCAUCGAUUCAUCACAUUGAUGUAGAUGGAUGUCCCUAGGGAGAUGAUAGCCACUGAAAUUUGCUUGGGGGAAAUGUACAUUCAUGGUUGCUCAUGUUCUUGUUCA